AUGCGUCUCCGCCUGCGCAUCGAACGCAACACCCUCCCACCCACCCAAGCCCUCUGGCCCAUCCAAAACCCCAAAGCAACAAUCGCCCAACUCCUGCAAACCAUCAACGAAACCUUCCCUCUCGAAGCCGACACCUGGGGCCUAGAAGACUACAGUGUGUCCGUGGGCGGGUACGAGUGUCUGCACUACCAUGAGAUUCGCGCGGUGUGUAGAGAUGAGGACGAGGUGGUGAUUCAGCCGCUGGGAUGGGGGGAUUUGAAGGCUAGGAGGGUGACGGGUAGGAUGCAGAUCGCGGGGGAUGGGAGGCAUUUGGUUGAUGGGGUUCCUUAUGGAAGGCCUGCGAUUAGGGCGCCCGUGAGGCCGGAGGUGGUCAUUCCGCCUAGGAAGAAGAGGAAGUUGGGGAAUGAGGAGGAGGAGGGGGAGGAACCGGAGGAGGAGAGAUUACUACUGACGGAGAGAGGCGAGGAGCUGGAAGAGGAGGAGCAUGAAGAUGACGAAGAGGAUGACGAGGACUUUGAGGAGAGCUCGUCCGAAGAAGAAGAAGUGUCGGCAGAGGAGGAGAAUGACAAUACCGACGAGGAAACAAGCAUUUCCGAAGAUGACUCAAGCGACACCUCAGACAGCGACUCCGAGGAUGCAGAGUCGUGGAAUGGCAUAUCUAACAGUGAGCCACCCACAUCACUGAAACCGACGUUGCGCGAGCAGGCGACCACAGCCCCAGGUGAACUUGAAACUCCACCGCAGGGUGCCAAAAGGAAACGCUCUUCGAAUGACGACCCGGCGUUGAAUGCCAAACCAGCCCACGCAAUUGGUGAUUCUGAACCUACGGGACUGCCACAUGAAGGCAAAGCAACCACCAAAUCUCGCAACGCGCGGCGUCGUGAUGCCAAACGUCUCAAAUACUUGAAGGAACAGACGGGCUUUCCUGCCGGCGCUACCAUCGCCGACAUGAAGCAAUGGGCCCCGAAAGGGAGUUUCGGAGCUGGAACUACCACUGCAAAUGCUACCGCUGAGGAUUCGUCGAUGCCAGACGUGACUUCGACAGGGGCUGAGGAGGCUUCUUCUGACAGUGCGCCAUCGGUCGAAGGCAUUGCAGCGCGGGAAGAACCAGUUGCAGACCUUUCAAAGGCAGGAGGCCACAAGAAGAGAAAGAUGAACAACGCACUGGAGGCAGGAAGCAAAUUCGAGGACUCCGAUUUCGAGAACCGGCGUCAAAAGCUGUUGUCAGCCAUCCAGUCCGGCGGUGUUGACGUUUCCGAUACCUCCAUCAAGCCUAUCUCAGAUGCAAGCAUCGAACUUUCACCAACCCCUCCAGCUGCAGCUCCACGUGCGCGACUCAACCUCGCCAGCUCCCAGCGCCUAGUCUUCGGGAGUCUCGGCGUCAGAGUCCCCAAAACUCAACAAGAGCGAGACGCCCUGCAGAAGAAGCUGGCCGACCGACCGAAGAGGAAUGCCAAACUUGAGCAGAUCGACUCGCCCCAAACCAACGACGAGAGCAUUGCAGCUCCUGCGCCCGCUGCUCCAGACGAUACUGACUCCGAAGCCUGGCGGGCAAGAAUCCACCUUACCGCCGUUGAAUGCUGUGACGAAGGCGUCACGCUCUCUACACCUCCUUUCCCCUUCCACCAACGCUGGGAUCCGCAGCAGAAGCGGAAAGGGAAGAAUAGCAAGGCGAAGAGCGCCACGUACAUGGCCGAUUCAUCGUCUGUGGGUAAAAAGCGGAAGCGCGGACAGGCCGAUCAGCAGCAGGAGUACUUCGAGACGUACGACAAGUACAAUAAGGAUGGGAAUGGCGACGCGCUGGACUACGACGGCGAGGAAGGCCAUGAGGAUGAAGAAUACUGGGAAGACGGGGCUCUCCUAAAUGGCGACGACGAUGAUGCGGGUGACGAAGAAGAGAGCGACGAUGGCUUUCCCGAGCUCCCUUCCGACAUCGAUUCCCUACCGCUACUCGAAGCCGACCAAGCGAAAGUUGACGACUUCAUUACGUUCGCUGAACUAGCUUGCGACGAGAGCACGGAAUGGCAGCCGAAGACGGCCAUUCGCACGGCGCGGAUCUUGAGCGUUCCUGCGAACGACGGAGACCAGUCGGGGGAGUUCACACUGUUGCUUUCGAAGCGCGAUCGGUUGCCCAAGGUGUUCGACGACGAGGGCAACCGGGUCUACAGCAAAUUCGAAAUGCCGGGCAUGGAUGAGGAGGAAGAAGAGGGAAAUGCGGAGCAAGAGGGAACGAGGAGGGUGGAGUGGCAGGAGCUCGGGCCCGUGAAGUUGAUUUCAAGACGCGGAGCGGGCUGGUGA
Neohortaea acidophila is the source of this 2298-nucleotide messenger RNA. RefSeq lists its product as uncharacterized. The transcript has a single exon. The record is from RefSeq and is a predicted model, not a curated record. The coding region runs from base 1 to 2298 and encodes 765 amino acids. NCBI's taxonomy places the organism in Eukaryota, Fungi, Ascomycota, Dothideomycetes, Mycosphaerellales, Teratosphaeriaceae.